Messenger RNA from Musa acuminata AAA Group (dessert banana), 592 nucleotides. Its product is annotated as transcription factor bHLH153-like. The transcript has 5 exons. The coding region runs from base 1 to 459 and encodes 152 amino acids. Gene Ontology annotation, cellular component: nucleus. Gene Ontology annotation, molecular function: RNA polymerase II cis-regulatory region sequence-specific DNA binding; protein dimerization activity; DNA-binding transcription factor activity, RNA polymerase II-specific. Lineage: Eukaryota; Viridiplantae; Streptophyta; Magnoliopsida; Zingiberales; Musaceae. Gene Ontology annotation, biological process: regulation of transcription by RNA polymerase II. The record is from RefSeq and is a predicted model, not a curated record.
AUGAUGAUGACAGAAGUGGCAGAUCACAAACGAGCAAGCCAUGAUGGCUUCGUUCUUCGCGACAUGAGCGGUUCAUCGAGAAGUCACAAUGACAGCAGUGGGGUAAAGAGGCCCAAAACUAGCGAUGGUGGAAGAGGAGCUGCUACGUCCACCAAGGAGAAGGACAGGAUGGGAGAGAGAGUGGCAAAGCUGCAACAACUGGUCUCGCCUUUUGGGAAGUCAGACACAGCAUCUGUUCUUUCGGAGGCCACUGCAUACAUUAAAUUCCUCCAUGAACAACUCCAGGUGCUCUGUGCUCCAUAUCUCAGGAAGGCAAUGACAGGGAAGAUGGAGGGGGAUGAUCAUUACAGCCUCAGAAGCCGUGGCCUGUGUCUUGUGCCGCUGUCCUCCACAUUCCAGAUUGCCCGAAGCAAUGGCGCUGAUCUCUGGGCACCAGUAAACACGAAUAGAAAACCAUAGGACUACUACUUGCUCGGGGCACUGUAAAAGGGCAGAUGGUUUCUAACUCGAUUCAUUUCAUUCCCUCUACUGACCUGAGAACUCCUGUUCAUUGUAGAUAUCUUACACUCGUAACCUGAUAUUGUAUUUGUCC